UAUCUAUCCUAAUGAGCCAUCUAUCGAAUCGCUGCAAUUGAGUUGAGCCCCAAAGCGAGUAGGGGACACCGGCUAAAAAAAUAAUAUAUUGUGCUAAAAUAUUUGUUGUAAUUACAUCUCCAUAUAUACCAUUUUAUAUUCGAUAUUUAUGCUAAUGGGAAAUAGCAGAUACUUUGUUGAAUUAAUUUAGGUGCAUAUACGUUGGUUCUGCCAUCACAAUUAUAAAAGAAAAUGAAAUAAUAACGACUAACAAUUUGCUUAAUCGACAUUUAGUUUUCCGUCCCUAAGUUAAUCAACUAGUAGGUAUCAGAGUAAUAUAAUCAAAUUUAGCUUUGAUAAUUAGUCAAAUUGACUCCAUAGAAAAGCGAAAUAUGACAGCUAUUUUGAAAUAAGAGUACAAAAGAAUUUCAUUAUAUAUUGCCACUUAGAAAAGAAAAUUCAUUAUUAACUUCCCAAUUAAAUAGAAAAUAAUACUUACCAUAUUGGCAUGAAAUUAUAUUACUAUGAAAAUAAAGAAUACUAACCAUUUUCUUACCAAAGCUAAAAAAUAAAUUAUUGCUGAAAUUUAAUUUAUCACCAUAAGUAUUUCAAUAAUUUUCUCACCAAAUUCGGAGGCUUAAAUUAUAACUAAAAUUAGAUAUUUUAAAAAGAUUUUGAUUCAUCUUGGAGAUAUUUUUAUUUUAAUCAUUUUUUUUUUGCCAAAGUUGAAUACUACUUAUCCCAUAAUUAUGGUUAGAAAAUCUAAUUCAUAGAUUAUUUCAAUCCAAUCCUUUAAAUAUUAAAUUUCAUUUUUGGUUUCUCAAUUUAGUCCUUGAAAUAUUUGACUAAUCAUAUUUAAUCUUCAAUUAAUCGUAAUGUGUAUUUUGGUCCUUUUACUUGUCAAUAUUCCAAAAUUUACUUCCUUCUUCCCAAUUUACGUGGCACUUUCGUGUUUCGAGAUCCAAACUAUAUAAACUUUUAAUCAACAUUUCAUAAUGCGAAAAAUUGCAACUUAUAAUACUUUUCGUAUAGUUUUUAAAUAUCUAAAAUAUUAAUUUUAUAACAUGAACCCUAAUUCAAUUUAUUUUCAAGGAUUGUUCAAUUCAAUUCACGAGAAAUGAAACGUGACACAUAAAUUGAGACAAAAGGACCAAUUGUUCCACCACUUAAUUAUUUACGUGUUAUGUUAAGCUUGUAACGUUCCUUCAUAUUUGGCGGUAACAUAGUUCUUGAUAUCGUCCAAAAAUAACAUAUAUUUUAAAUUAACGAAAGGUUAAAAGCGAUCGAGUCAUACUUUACAAGGAUCAAAACCAGAAUUUACCAAUAACUCCGCUACUAAAUUUAUAAAUUUUAAUUAACUAAAGGCUAAAAGCGAUCGAUUCAUAUUUUACGAGGAUCACAAUCAGAAUUUACCAAUAACUCCGCUACUAAAUUUAUAAAUUUUAAUUAACUAAAGGUUAAAAGCGAUCGAGUCAUACGUUACAAGGAUUAAAAUCAGAAUUUACCAAUAACUCAGCCACUAAAUUUAUAAAUUAUGUAACAAAGUACUAUGAUACACUCCCCCUAUAUAUUUGCUUGCUGUUCUAGUAAUAGUUCAUACCUAAGUUGCAUAGACUCUUCAUUUUUUUAUGCAGCACCCGUAUCGGAUUCUUCAAAAACACACUAAUUUUGGCGAAUCCGACACGCACCCAUCGACAUUUUUGACGAGUCCGAGCAACAUUGGUUCAUACAACAACAAAUCUUUGUACUUUCACAAUUUUUUUUUUUUUUUUUGUGUGUGUGUGUGAGAUCAUUCAUUUGCCUCAAAAAUGUUGUCACAAAAGCCCAAAAUUGUUAUAAUUGGUGCAGGAAUAGCUGGUUUAGCAGCAGCAAAAAAGCUAUAUACAACACAAAACUUCAAUGAACUAUUUGAACUUUGUGUUGUAGAAGGUGGAAAUAGAAUUGGUGGAAGAAUUUUUACUAAUGAAUUUUGUGGUGAUAAAGUUGAAAUGGGUGCUAGUUGGAUUCAUGGAAUUGAUGGAAAUCCAAUAUAUAAAAUUGCUAAAGAUAUCAAUGCAUUUGAAAAUGAUGAACCUUGGGAUCCAUUGGGAGGUAAAAUGGAGAACAAAAUGGUUAUAACAGAAGAUGGACAUGAGGUAAAUUCAUCUAUUGUUAAUAACAUAUCAAGUUUUUUUAAGAAUCUGUUGGAUUUUGCAUCUGGUGAAGGGGAUUUUGGAGGUGGGAUUGGUGGUAAAAUUGUUGAAAGAUUGAGGAUUGAAAAUGGUGGCGGCAUUGAGAAGGUUAGUAUUGGUGCUUUUCUUAGAAAAGGGCUUGAGUUUUACUGGGGUUUAAGAAAAGAUCAAGAAAAUGUUGAAAGCUUCAAUCUUGACGAUGGUGGUAGUGAAAAGGAUCAUGAGAAUGGUGAAAUCUUCAAUCUUGACAAUGGCGGUAGUGAAAAAGAUCAAGAACAUGUUAAAAGCUUCAAUCUUGACGAUGGUGGUAGUGAAAAAGAUCAUGAGAAUGAUGAAAGCUUCAAUCUUGACGAUGGUGGUAGUGAAAAGGAUCACGAGAAUGUUGAAAGCUUCAAUCUUAACGAUGGUGGUAGUGAAAAAAUUCAAGAAAAUGUUGAAAGCUUCAAUCUUGACGAUGGUGGUAGUGAAAAAGAUCACGAGAAUGAUGAAAGCUUCAAUCUUGACUAUGGCGGUAGUGAAAAAGAUCAAGAAAAUGUUGAAGUUUUUGAAAAUUGGAGUAGAAAAUCACUUGAAGAAGGUGUUUUCGCUAUGUUUGAGAAUAUACAUAGGCAUUAUUCGUCAGCUGGCGAUUUAGGUACUUUGGAUUUCAAUGGACACAGUGAGUAUAUUGAUUUUCCUGGAGAUGACAUAACAAUAGCCAAAGGUUUUUCAUCUGUGAUUGAAUCUUUGGGUUCUGUUUUACCAUCUGGUUUGAUCCAAUUAGGCCGAAAAGUCACGAAAAUUGAAUGGCAAUUGGAGAACAAUGAUGGUAAUAAGCCAGUGAAGUUGCAUUUCAGUGAUGGAUCAGUUAUGUAUGCUGAUCAUGUCAUUGUUACCAUCUCACUUGGAGUUUUGAAACAAGGAAUUCGCGAGGACUCGAGUCUUUUUAGUCCUCCACUUCCUAGUUUCAAGACCGACGCAAUUUCAAGACUUGGUUUUGGUGUUGUUGACAAGUUGUUCUUGCAACUUAGCCCAACUCAUCAUGAAAAUGUUGGCUAUGAUGGGAUGAAGUUCCCUAAUAUGAUGAUGGUUUUUCAUCAGCCGGACGCGAAGUUGAACAACCCGAAAAUCCCCUUCUGGAUAAGGAGGACAACACUUGUACAUCCAGUUUAUCCAGAGUCAAGAGUUGUAAUGUUGUUUUUUGCAGGUGAAGAAGCUCUAAAGGUUGAAUCUCUUGAUGAUGAGGAGAUCAUCGAAGGGGUCUCGACAACAAUGUCAGAGAUUCUAGCAAACGCAAAGCAUUUCAAGAACUCGAAUGCUGCAGCUGAGAGUGAAAGUUUCAUCAAGUUUACAAAGGUUUUGAAGUGCAAAUGGGGUACUGAUCCAUUGUUUUUGGGAUCAUAUACUCAUAUAGCUGUUGGAUCAAGUGGAGAUGAUUUGGAUUCUAUGGCUGAACCAUUGCCGGAGAAGAGCGGCGAUGGUAGAAAGUCGACGAGUUGUCAUCAACUUCAAGUCUUGUUUGCAGGUGAAGCAACAAGUAGAGCUCAUUAUUCAACAACUCAUGGUGCUUAUCUUACUGGUCUUAGAGAAGCUAAUAGGCUUCUUGAACACUAUCAAUGUGUUGAUGUCUGAAAAAAGAUUGUUCUCUUUUUGAUUGUUUUGUUAUUAUUGCUAGAAGGGGAGCCUUGGAAGUAACCGGUAAAGUUGCUUUCAUGUGAUCAGGCGGUUACGGGUUCAAGCCGUGGAAAGAGUCUCUUGCAGAAAUGCAAGAUAAGGCUGCGUACAAUAUACCCUUAUGGUUCGGCUCUUCCCCAGACCCCACACAUAAUGGGGCCCUUUUUUUUGUUUUUUUGUUUUGUUAUUGCUAUUCAUAUUCAUUUGGAAUGUGAUGUUUGUUAUACAACUCUAUGUAUGAUGGGAAUUUGAUAGAGUAAAGGGAGUUAUAGAAGCUUUUCAUUUUGUAUUAUUUCAAGUUUGCUUUUAA
Capsicum annuum is the source of this 4113-nucleotide messenger RNA. Its product is annotated as probable polyamine oxidase 5. Lineage: Eukaryota; Viridiplantae; Streptophyta; Magnoliopsida; Solanales; Solanaceae. Bases 1788 to 3761 code for a protein of 657 amino acids. Gene Ontology annotation, molecular function: polyamine oxidase activity. The record is from RefSeq and is a predicted model, not a curated record. The transcript has a single exon.